UCUAGUCACACCACAAACAUAUAAGCUACCCAUAGUGACGAGUAAGACGCUUGGAGAAUGAAUCAUAGGAGGACGCCCUGCCCCCCACUAAACACCACAGCAUCCACAAUGAAGAAAUGUGUAAUUGCCUAUUCGUUUAUCGGGUCUCCGUCAACGUCGUGCUGUUCUCAUUGGCCACGAUUAUUCUCAUCCUUCGCAUGGUGAGCUGAUCCAGGAUGGGCGCAGAGGCUCUUCUUCCAGCCGACAAAUUCCUAUUUCUUAUUAUCUUUUUAAAAAAAACACUCACAAAGCGCA
Drosophila erecta is the source of this 294-nucleotide messenger RNA. RefSeq lists its product as uncharacterized. The record is from RefSeq and is a predicted model, not a curated record. The transcript has a single exon. Lineage: Eukaryota; Metazoa; Arthropoda; Insecta; Diptera; Drosophilidae. The coding region runs from base 58 to 204 and encodes 48 amino acids.